Molecule: messenger RNA, 4393 nt
Organism: Anopheles coustani
Lineage: Eukaryota; Metazoa; Arthropoda; Insecta; Diptera; Culicidae
Product: A-kinase anchor protein 200-like
Exons: 7
Coding region: 281-3172 (963 amino acids)
Source: RefSeq, a predicted model, not a curated record
CUUGUCCGAUCACAACUAGCAUAAGCAGUAGUUUCUUUUCCUGUUGUUGAUGUGAAGCGUAAUUGCCUCAAAAGUUAGUGUUAUUUUUUGUGAGGAUUUUAUUUGUCUCUUAAUCCCUUCGACCCGUCAGCGUUAAGUUUUUUUUUGGUGUUGUGAAGUUAUCCGCAGUAAUCGCAAUAUCUAUUUUAUUUGCUGGCGAUAUCUACGACAGUGCUCGGCACACCCGGAUUUCGGGCUCGAGAAGAGCCUCCAGAGAAAAAAGAGGUUUACAGGAUUAACCAUGGGAUUGGCACAGAGUAAGCGCUCGGUCAACAUAACGACAGAUCCGGCCAAGGAAGGAGCCGUUACAGAAGGAGCCGGAAAGUUAGAAAAGAUCGCCGAAGUUGAUCAACUGAAAGCACAGGCUAACGGAGAUGCUCAGCACAACGACGGUGACAACGAAAAGAAAGUAGAAACGGAUGCCGCCGAAAACGAAAAAGAUUCUGCCACAGAGAAAGCCAACAAAGAGGGCGGCGACGGUGGUGGCGGUGGAGGCGCCAGCGACACCAGUGCGGCCGCCGUUUCUCCGACGUCGGAAAAGGAAGGCGAAUCUGAUGCGAACAACAAGACGCUCGAAAACGGCAGCAAUGAUGAGUCCCUGAACGACAGCAAAGCCGCGGCGACGACCGACGAGGCCAACAAGAAGGCCAAGAAGCCCAAGAAGAAGUGGUCCUUCCGUAGCCUGUCGUUCAGCAAAAAGGAUAAACAGAAACCGGCCAAGAAGGAGAAGGACGAGGAGCGAGUCAACGGAGAGUGCGAGAAGGUCCCGGAAGAGCCUACUGAGGAUGCCACCGCAGCUGCUGCCGUAGCCCAGGAAGCUGCGUCCACCACCGCCGCAGCGGGAACAAGUGACUCGAAAACGGAAUCUGCCCCUGCUGCCGCCGCCGCCGCUGAAGUGACUACCACGACCCCGACUGUCGCCGCCGAUGUAACCACCACCACCACCGCCGCUCCGGUUGACUCCACCAAAGUGGAGGAGCCUGUGAUCGAAGCUGUGGCCGUAGCUGCCCAGGAGGCUGCCGCCCCCGUCGUCGCCCCAGUAGCCGUGGAAGAGAAGGAACCGGAAGUGGCCAAGGUCGCCGCUGCUCCAGUUGUCGCUGCUGCCGCCGCCGAAACUGUUGCUCCGAAGGCCACUGAGGAAGAGCCGGAACCCGUCGUUGCCCCCGCCCCGGUCGAAGAGAAAGUGGUGGUUGAGCCGCAGGCCGUUGUCGAGGUAAACACUCCUUCCACUACUACUACUCCUACUACUAGUACUACUACCACUAGUGCCGCUGUAGAGGUAGAGAAACAACCAGAAGAGGCAACAGUAGAGGCUGCCGCUACUUCUACUGCCUCAGCUCCUUCUCCUCCUCCUUCCAAUUCCGAAAUUACAAGCGAAUCCGAAGCGUCCGGGAAGGUCGUAGAGGAGUCGACGGUCGUCGCUGGUGACGGUGGCGAAAGUACGCCCCCACCCCCACUACCCUCCAUUCCCCCACCCUCUCAGGUGAUGGUGUUCGUUGAGGCGUCCAUGUCGCAGGUCGCUAGUGAAGAUCCGCUGGUUUCGGUUUCGCUCAAUCCAACUGACGUUGCGCCGCCGGUUGGUUCCGAAGAGGCCCCUAAAACGGAAGAGCAUGUCGAAGUGAACGUCGUCGAGGGUACAGGGGCGGCGGCGGCCGCUACCGCUGUUGCCCCUUCGGCGGACGAUAAGGAUGAGGUUGUUGCGCAGGUUGAACUCGUCGGGGAAGUCGGUCCACUUAAGUCGUCGGAUGAGUCCUCCGUUGCGCCGGUUGAAACUCCCGCCGUGCCAGCGACGGUAGCUGAGUUGUUAGCGCAGGAAACUGCACCAGUUGUUGACGAAGUGAAGCAGGAACCGGAGCCAGUAGUUGAGGAACAGACAGUCGUCGCCGAAUCAGUCGCCCCGGUACAGGCCCCGGUACCUGUCGCCGCUCUGGAUGAAACAAUCAAAGAGACGGCCAAGGAGGCGGUCGGCCAAAUUCUUGAGCAAGCGGUCGAAACGAUUGAAAGCGGUAAAGCUCAGCUUCCGGUAGAAGCCACCGUUGCUCCGGCAGAAGAGGCAGUAAGCGCCGUCAAGGCAGAGGAACCACUGGUCGGAUCGGAGGAAGUGACCGAUGAAAUCAGUAACAAUAUCGAUGAUCUGCCCCCGCCACCUCCGCCACCGGCGGUCGAUGAUGAGGAGACGGUUCCGGAUUCGCUGCCCUCGCCGCUGCCCACCAUCGCUGCCGCUGUGCCGGCCGAGUUGCUGGAGGCGACUCUCGGUGCCGAGGCAGAUGCCAAGCUGGACCAGAGCGUCCUGUCGGUGGACAUUUCCUCACCGCUGCCACAGAACAGCCUCGAGUCACUUCCAUCGCCACCGACACUGUCCCAGAGUGAUGUUAGUCUGCCACCACCACCAGAAUCUCCUGCCGAACCCGCCACCGUAUCCGAGCAGCAAACAACCAUUACCGCCAGCCCGCCAGCACCAGAAACCGAAUCCGACGCUGUCCUACCGCCGCCUCCGCCAGCACCAUCAUCAACUAACGCAAACACGUCCACCACCAGCCCUUCCAUCCCACCAACAUCUCCCCUUCCAGAGGCAGAAGUAGAAGUAGCAAAGCAUGAAACAGUAGAUACAAAAGAGCAGCAGCUCGAAACAGUUGAUUCUCACGUUGUCCCGGUAACGGAAGCGGCGGUGGUGGUGGCGGCGGCUGUGCAGGAGGAAGAAGUAGUGGCGCCAGUGGAGAAGAAGAAGGGCGAGCACGAGGAGCACACAAAUGUGCCCGUGUCCAACAGCAGCGACAGCAGUCCCGCCCAGCAACAGCAACCGGAAGCGACAGCAGCAAGUACAGAAUCGGACGAACAGCAGAAGACACCAGUGCCGGCAGUGCCCGUUGUGGCCGCACCGGCGGAAGUAGAGGAAACUGUCGCGCAAAAGCAAAACGGAACCGUCGAGAACGGCAAGAGCAACGGCACGACCGAAAAUGGCACCACCGAGAACGGAACUGUCGAGAACGGCCAGAAUGGUGUGCACGAAACAUCCGCCACCGAGAGUCUGAACGGUGAAGGCGAACACAAAAAAGAGGACAAAAUUCCAGAGAAGGCAGCCCAGCUCCAGCAACCACCACCACCGGCAGCACCAGAAGUAACGGCUGAGUAAAGCACGAGCAAGAAUCGCUGGAGAAACAAUAACAGCACCUAUUCGUUAUUAAUUAAUUAUAAUGCAUAAACGUAAUAAUAAUUAUAAAAAAGAAGAACGAAUGCAGUUGAUACUACGAGAUGGAAAGUGAAACAAAAGUGGGGGGGGGGAGGGAAUUGAUAAUGCUUCUCAAGCACGAGAAGAAACGAAGAAGCAUGUCACGAGCAUAGCGAAGGAGAUUGAAUGUAAGGAACUUUUCGAAAAGCGAAGGGGAAACCACAACGAAACGAUCGAAGGGAAGGAAAACAUGCAGAAAGAAGCAAGAAUUAUCGUUCGAGAUGAAAUCAUUGAAGCAUACACUUUACAAACCCAAUACAUACACGUACAUCUACACAAAUUUAGCACUGAGUUUUUUUCUGUAUCAUUUGCAUCGCUGAUAAGUUUUCUUUUAAAUCUUUCAAAGUCAUUUUUUUAAUUUUUGAUAAUCUCCCCAUAAAGUUGGGCAACUUUCAUUCGUCAGUGUGGUCUCAGAGGCACGCCGAUGAGUUGUUACUGCAUGUGGAAACAAAACUCUGAAAUAGAAAUCUCCCAUCUCCUCGUAUCUAUCGAUAGAGAAUUUAGGCUUACAAAGAGGUUGUCUAGCAGGAAGAAAAGGUCUAGGGAUUUGAAUCGACACAACACCUCAUCCUUCAUUAUAUUGUAGAAAUUUGUAAUUUGGAAAAGAAAAACACACACGCACACGCACAUACAAGAAACAAGAAGCCAGUACAAGCGUAUCGACUCCACGAAAUAGCUCACGAUCAAGAUGUCCUUUUGGAAAAGCGAUUAUGAAUCGAUUGAACAGUGCGCUGUGUGCUACCGAGCUAAAAAAUCUUAUCAAAGUGUGUCCGCACACCGAUACCGUUUGAACGAAGGUUCUGGCCAUGUGGGGAUACCGUUGCAAGAAGAUGAGGAUCAAUUCGUUUGCUGUUGGAGCAAUGUACUUGUGUGAGUGUGUGUGUGUGUUUAGUGGUAGUCUCUUGAUAUGGGAUCGACAAAGGGAGAUGAAGGAGGGAAUACGUUGAAGCGAGGAGCAUACAAUAGCGCGCGAUCCUGUCCUUUGUACUACUUUAUUUUUUCUUUUAAUGAUGAUUAUGCGAAGAAGAGAAUAAAUAAACCUUUUCAAUCAAAACCCACGCCGGAAGGCUCUCCUCAAUUGGCGACGUUAGCGAAAGUAUGAAAAUCGAGGACGACUUGCACUGG